Messenger RNA from Anopheles coustani, 3006 nucleotides. It is a transcript of the gene Cog3, whose product is annotated as conserved oligomeric Golgi complex subunit 3. Gene Ontology annotation, biological process: Golgi organization; intra-Golgi vesicle-mediated transport; intracellular protein transport. Gene Ontology annotation, cellular component: membrane; cis-Golgi network; COG complex. The transcript has 7 exons. The record is from RefSeq and is a predicted model, not a curated record. NCBI's taxonomy places the organism in Eukaryota, Metazoa, Arthropoda, Insecta, Diptera, Culicidae. Bases 1 to 2868 code for a protein of 955 amino acids.
AUGGAAAAUACCGCUACACUUAGGGCGGACAAUGCGAACCUACGUAAAAUUCAAGCGAAGCUGGUACAGUGGGAACUAAAGGAAAACCCCUUAGCGCCUCUCAGUACCGCACAGACCGAUUUCAUCAAUCGUCUAUCCGACUUGGCCACUGGGAAUGUUGCACCAAAUGGAGAGACGCCGACAGACACGGUGGAAAAAUCCAGCGAGCCAACGGAGGAGCUACCGGCAUCGUUGGAACAGUUUAAACAAUCCGCUUGCGUCAUCGAUUCAACGCAGAAUUUUCUUUCCUGGUACAACUCGAUCGAUGCCGAAAUUCUUGAACAUUUCGACGAUGUGUACCUGGAGUACUACGAACAGUUGCGAUCCCGUGCUGGGGAGUGUGACCAUAUGCUGAAGGAAAUCGACGUGUCGCUGGAAUCGCUUGGCAAACUGACGCAGGAGUUUAACUUCGUUUCGGAGAAAACAUCCUCCCUGCACGAGGCAAGUGAAAGCUUGCUCCAGGAUCAAACGAAGCUUUCCGACACGGGUGAGGAAAUACGGAAAAGGUUAAAGUAUUUCACGCAAGCGGAAAGCAUUUCCCAGCGGCUACACAAUCCAACGUUUUCCGUUUCAAACGAUACGUUUGUGGAUAUCCUUAACACUAUCGACGAUUGCAUCGAGUAUAUGCGCGUAAAUCCUACGUUCAGCGAAGCAUCGGCGUACAGUGUAAAGUAUCGCACCUGUCUGGCUAAAGCGACGCAAAUGAUGAAAACGUACGUGACGAACAUACUCUCGAAUGCGACCGCGCAAGUGAUGGCCCCGAAAGGAUCCGGUGCACCCAAGUCCUUGGAGGCUCUCGAGCAACCGAAAGUGGGUGAUCGUUCGGCUGAGGCAGCGUUUGCGCUGUUCUACGGAAAAUUUCAAGCAUCUUCAUCUCGUGUGCAACGCAUCACCGCCAUGAUCGAGGAGCGGCUCGAUCGUAGCCCGGACUAUGAGCAGUUGCUGGGGGAACUUCAUCAGACCUAUCUUACGCAGCGUGCGGCGAUAAUGAGCACCGGAGUCGAUCAGGCAAUCAAAGAUCUUGCCAAAAAGCAUAAAGGUGAUCACUGUGCGCUGGUGAGAUCAGCCUGUGCCUUCAUGGUGCACAUAUCCCAAGACGAACAUCGUCUGUUUUAUCAGUUUUUCGCCAAACCAAGUGGACAGUUGAUCGGCUACAUGGAAGGACUAUGCACAAUUCUUUACGACACACUUCGGCCGUAUAUUAUCCGAAUCGACCACCUGGAAACUUUGGCCGAGAUCUGUAGUAUACUAAAGGUGGAAAUGUUGGACGAACACGUGACGUACAGUCCCGAUUCUCUGGAAGCUUUCGCCAAGAUUGUCUAUCAACUGUUACAAGACGUACAGGAGCGCAUCGGUUUUCGGGCACAAAACUACCUUGAGUCGGACAUUCGAAAUUAUAAGCCAUCGGCAGGUGACCUUGCCUAUCCGGAAAAGCUUGAAAUGAUGGAAAGUAUUGCCCUAUCGCUGCAGGACAACAGUCACCAUUAUCAUCACAAUCCACAUCAGCAUCUGCGGAGGGCGGAUUCGCGCAGUUCAAUCACUUCCGGCGUAUCGAUGGAUACUUCCCUCGAUGCGACUGCGCCGACGGCCGAACACACGCUGAAGGUCCGUUCGGGCAAUUCUCCGGCCGAUCUGCACGGCAUGUGGUACCCAACCGUGCGCCGUACGCUGGUGUGCCUUUCGCGGCUGUAUCGCUGCAUCGACAAGUCAAUUUUCCAGAGCCUUUCCCAGCAAGCGCUAACGCACUGCAUCCACAGCGUGUCGUCAGCGGCGGCCCAGAUUGCCCAAAGCCGCACCACGAUCGAUGGCGAGCUGUUCGAGAUCAAACAUCUGCUGAUCCUGCGCGAACAGAUUGCCCCGUUCCGGGUAGAUUUUACGGCGAAGGAAACGAGUCUCGAUUUCAGCAAGGUGCGUACGGCGGCCUACGAACUGCUGCAGAAGCGAAAACAACUGUUUUCACUCGGAUCGAACAAUGCGCUGCUUGAGUUUCUGCUCGACGGUACGCCGCAGGUUCGCGAACAGUUGCUCGAUUCGCGUAAGGAUGUCGACCGACAGCUGAAGACGGUUUGCGAAACGUUCAUUCGGGACGCGACGAAGCAGCUGGUCGGUCCGGUGUUAACGUUUAUUGAAUCCGCCCAAGGAUACGUGAAAAAUCAACCCAGUGCUGGAAAGUCAGGGGCUGCUGGUGCGGCGAGCGGAGGUGCAGUAGCGCAAAGUACGGGGAUGGCACUACGCAUGGCACCAUUCGCGGCUCCGCAGCAGAUUAGCUCCAUCAUACAGGAGUGCCUACGAAACAUCAAAUCAAAACUGUCCGGGCUACAGCGAUCGAUGCAGCUGUAUCUGGCAAACAAGGACACGGAGUUUAUUCUCUUCCGACCGAUACGGAACAACAUCAUCGGUGCGUUUGUCAAACUGGAACAGAUACUUCUCCUCAAUGCGUACACGAAAGAUGACCUUACCAUCGUUAGCUGCCCUUCUGCGGAGCAGAUUUCGGUGCUUCUUUCGAGUGUCAACCUGGCCGGUUCAGGCACGAGCGAUCCGACGGUGGCAGCCUUUGGCAAAACGCAAACGACUGAUGCACAGCGUAAGAUCAGUACGUCAUCGAUCAGCAGUGCUGGAAGCACGAAGGCACCGAUCGAAAAAAAGGUUAGCUUUGAUAGUGGAGCGAACACGGUGGUAGAAAUCGAAAGGAUUGAGGUUGUAGGAGAGUCCCUCGGGGAAACGGAGAUAGAGCAAGGAAAAGAGGUUUUGGUGGCGGACCAAGAUAGUUUAGUUGGCGAAAAAAACGCAGAAGCUAAAAGUAUUGGCGUCGAAGCGGAGCGAGCUUAGAUAAAUUUAAUAUUCCAAAUGUAGAGUUAUCUGCUAUACAACGGUACGAUUUAACACGUUUAAUCGGUUUAAUUUACAUCCUAUCGAGAUGCACUUUUAAUGUUAUCCCAAAUAAUUUAGGAAUAAAACAGUAAAAAC